Messenger RNA from Uranotaenia lowii, 2180 nucleotides. RefSeq lists its product as uncharacterized. NCBI's taxonomy places the organism in Eukaryota, Metazoa, Arthropoda, Insecta, Diptera, Culicidae. The record is from RefSeq and is a predicted model, not a curated record. Gene Ontology annotation, molecular function: protein binding. The transcript is spliced from 4 exons. Gene Ontology annotation, cellular component: SCF ubiquitin ligase complex. Gene Ontology annotation, biological process: SCF-dependent proteasomal ubiquitin-dependent protein catabolic process. Bases 411 to 2180 code for a protein of 589 amino acids.
AUUGUUCGCUCGUUCUUCUGUAUCAUAAUUUUUUUUAGAAAUAAUAUUCGGUUUAAAAAUGUUACAAUCAAAGCGAGGGUUUGGGUGUAUCAAGUUCAUUCAGCUCAUUUGAGGUGACUGGCGGCGUAAACAAAUCGGAAAUGGUUAAAGUUUUUGUAAAUGAUGAUUUGUUGGGCAAAAUUUCCAAGUUUAAAUUAUUGUAUAAAAAUCACAAUAUUUGGAUAGCUUACAUACACAAGCUGAGCAUUUAUGUUCUCGACCGAAGAUUUUAAACUCCGAUUGAUGGCACCCUUUGCACCCAUGACUGUUCGGCGGUUCGCGCCAUUCAUCCUUUGGUAACUCUUGAGCAACGAUUUCUUUCUCCAAGGUCAGAUCUUGGGUCCUUACCUACACACAAAGGAAAAAAAACCAUGGAUAUGUUACCGGUUGAGAUACUUGAGAAGAUCUUCAAGAACUUGCGCUACAGUGACCUGAAACAGGCAUCGGCCGUGUGCCGCUAUUGGUACGAAAUCUACCAGCGACCAGCAUUUUUAUCAAAAAUAGUUGUCCAUUUCAAGAAGGAUCUUGGUCCAGAAACCAUUGAGUUAUUUCUUCGGAGCGAAUGCAGUUAUCAAAAUUUCCGAUUCACUUCGAUUCCCUUUUUCGACGUGACUAAAUCGAAACGAAGUCUCUGUCGCCGAGAUGUAAUUUGCGAAGAUGAAUCAUUCAUAAAGGGUGUUCGAAGCUUGUUGGCUAAAUUUUGCCACACUAUUCAGAUGAUUUCGUUCUGCAAGUGUCAUCUUGAGCGUCAGAGAUUUUUCGAACUGCUGCACUCGAUUUCAGAAGUUAAGGUGCUCGAUAUUGAGGAAUGUAUCUUUGCGGGAGAAGACACAGAUUGUACACUGCAACUACCCAAAUUAAAGAAGUUCAACUUCAAAUACCCUGAAGAUGAAAUUCAAAGAUUCGAGUCGGGUCAUAUUUAUCAUAAUUUGGCUAACAGCAACUGCAGCUUGAUCAAACUUAAGGUUCAGCUCUUCAUCAAUGAAAUGUUUGGCGACACAGAUAGCGAUCUUUGGGAACAGUUAAAGGCGAUAGCUAAGAUGGUGCAUCAACACAAGCAAACUAUAAAAUCAUUCAAAGUAGACAGCUUCAACGAACCUGCUCUGAAAAAGCUUCUGUUCAAAGACGAUGAACUGCAGUUGGAAAAAUUAGUUCUAGGUGAGUUCAAGAUACGGAAAGACGAGCAAAUAUUUUUUGAUUUCCUUGCCAAGCAGACAAAGAUUAAAAAGCUUGACCUUACUAUUGAAUCUUCACUGGAUCCCAGCAAUGACAUAUACUUGAAAGCAAUCUGUGAAAAUCUGAAACAUCUGGAGCAAUUUUACUACGACAUGUCGCGCAAUUCCGACAUAGGUUUAGAGCACCUGCAGAAAUUGAGCAAACUUAAAAACCUCGUUUUAACUAAAAAGCGCAACACGACAGCUCUGACUCCGCAAUGCUUCGAUCACAUCUACAUGCCAAAUCUUAAGUCCCUCGGGAUCUACUUCAGAGAACUGCCCCUGCCUGCCGUGCAACAAAUCCCAAUAAGUUUUCCCAACCUUAAAGCAUUAAAUUUAAGCGAAUGUGAGAAAGCCGUAACCGAUUGCACGGUACCUAUUUUGUUCCAGUUCCUUCCAUCGCUAGAAAGUUUAGAUCUCAGCAAAUGCAAACAACUAACCGAAAGGGCUUUCUUUGGACCAGCUCGAAUAAAUCAAUUGAGGAAACUGAAAGAUCUAGUCCUGGAAAAGUGUGAUGGUGUCACCGAUUACUCGUUGGAAACCUUUGACAAUCCCGAAUUGCGCAGUAUCAGUGUCGCGAUGUGUCACCGGAUUACCAACGUCGGGUGGGGGCUUCUCUGUCGACGAUGUCCAAAUCUUACUUGGCUUAACGCAUCCCACUGUCGCAACUUUGACGAUGAGUCGGCGCGUAUAGUGGCCACCGGUUUACGGGAGCUGGAAAUCCUGAAUUUAUUCAAAUGUAGUUCGCUCACAAAUGAGGCCGUUUUCAGUAUUGUUGAAAAUUGUCAGUACUUGGAGGAUUUAUGCUUGACCAAGUGCCGAGGGAUAAAGUUGAAGAAAGUCGAAUAUUUUGACGACAAAAUGUACCGGGUCAACAAGAAUUGCUUGAAGCUGAAAAAUGCCAAAACGAUGACAAAAUCGAAAUAA